Molecule: messenger RNA, 4209 nt
Organism: Trachemys scripta elegans
Lineage: Eukaryota; Metazoa; Chordata; Testudines; Emydidae
Gene: SMOC1
Product: SPARC related modular calcium binding 1
Exons: 11
Coding region: 223-1353 (376 amino acids)
Biological process (GO): extracellular matrix organization
Cellular component (GO): basement membrane
Molecular function (GO): calcium ion binding; protein binding; extracellular matrix binding
Source: RefSeq, a predicted model, not a curated record
GAUCCCAAUGGCUAGGGCUCAGGCAUUUAACCUGGUACCGCUGAAGGGGGUGAAGCUAGGCGGCUCAAGUGCCCCGCACGCCCCGGCUAGGGCAAGAAACUGCCUCUGGCUUGUCCCGCAGGCUAAGGGCAGGGCUCCAGCAGCAAGUUGCACUCCGGCCAGUAGAGAAGGGAAGGAAGGGGGGGUUGUCUCGUGCCUGUAGCCCCCAACCCCCAAGUGACGAUGCUCUCCAGACCCUGGUGCAGCGUGGUGACUCCCCAGCUGCUCCUGGUGCUGCUGCUGCCGCCGCAUCUUCCUCGGGUUCAGAGCCACAGGGCCACUGGGCCGCGGUUUUUAAUAAGCGACCGUGACAGAGACCCACAAUGUAACCUCCACUGCUCCAGGUCCCAGUCCAAACCCCUCUGCGCCUCAGAUGGCCGGACGUACGAGUCAAUGUGUGACUACCAGAGAGCCAAAUGCAGGGACUCAGGUCUGAGUGUGGUGCAUCGAGGCAGAUGCAAAGAUGCUGGCCAAAGUAAGUGUCGAUUAGAGAGGGCUCAGGCCCUGGAACAGGCAAAGAAGCCCCAGGAAGCGGUCUUCAUUCCAGAAUGCAAUGAGGAUGGAUCAUUCACACAAGUGCAAUGCCAUACCUACACCGGAUACUGUUGGUGUGUCACUCCCGAUGGCAAACCCAUCAGUGGCUCUUCUGUACAGAAUAAAACUCCUGUAUGUUCAGGUUCAGUAACUGAUAAGCCAUCGAGCCAGGGUAACUCGGGGAGGAAAGUUUCUUUUCGGUUCUUUUUAACCCUCAAUUCAGAUGAUGGUUCGAAGCCCACGCCCACCAUGGAGACCCAGCCUAUUUUUGAUGGUGAAGAAAUCACAGCUCCCACACUUUGGAUCAAACACUUGGUCAUCAAAGAUUCCAAACUGAACAGCUCCAGUAUGAGAAAUUCAGAGAAAGUUCACUCAUGUGACCAGGAGAGACAGAGUGCCUUGGAGGAGGCCAGGCAGAACCCCCGUGAGGGUAUUGUCAUCCCAGAGUGUGCUCCUGGCGGGCUGUACAAACCUGUGCAAUGUCAUCAGUCCACAGGGUACUGCUGGUGUGUCCUGGUGGACACGGGGCGCCCCUUGCCUGGUACUUCUACCCGCUAUGAGACCCCAGUGUGUGAAAGUGAUGCCAGAUCGAAGAGCACAGAGAUUGACGAUCCAUUCAAGGACCGAGAGCUUCCAGGCUGCCCAGAAGGGAAGAAAGUAGAAUUUAUUACCAGCUUACUAGAUGCUCUGACUACGGACAUGGUACAGGCCAUUAACUCAGCUGCACCUGCUGGAGGUGGGAGGCAGGGCACAUCUGAGAGGAAAGAAGAAAAAUUAUAGUGGGUCUGUUUGUUUAUUUUUUUAAUGUCAGCUGAGGUGAUCAAAGUUGUGAGACAAAUUGCAUUUACUGUGUGGCCAUCACCACCCAUAUUAUAACUAUAGCAGCCAGAAUCACUCCAACUAAGCUUGCACAAUAGUUUCCAUUCUAACACCCUUCUCUGCUUUCUCAUAACUUUACGACACUUUCAUCUUUCAGGCUGAAAUUUCCAGUGCUUGCUGUCUGCCCAAAUAGGCUGUCGCUGCCACCCCACUUUUAUUUUAUUUUUUUAAGUUUGAGCAAAAAUAGCCAAUGGUCUGAAGCAAAUGUAAAAUCAUUGCUGAUAACAUUUCUGGAUGACACAAAGAUUCGCAGACUGGUACAUGAUCAUGAGGAUAGGGCAGUCCUAAUGAGUAGAGCUGGGCAGGAAAUAGUUUUCUCAUCCCGCUGAAAUGUUUGAGAUUUCAAAAAUGUUCCUGUUCGGUAUCAGGACCAAACCAAGACCAAUUGAAGUUUUUUGAUGUAAAAAGAGACAGAAAGCUAAAAAGUCUGUUUUGGAAUACCCAAUAGCCCAAUGGUUAGGGCACUUGCAUGGGAUUCGGGAGACCCAGGUUUAAGUCCCAACUCUGCCUGAUUCAGACCAAGGAUGUGAAUCUUGAUCUCCCACAUCCCAGGUGAGUACCCUGACUACUGGGCUGUUGGCCAUUCGGAGGGUGGGGUCCUCUCUCCAUCCUAGACCUGAGAAACUUUUCCCAAUGGUAGCUACAUGAAAACUGGUGUAUGUUCCCUCAAAGAUUUGGUUUCAGGGAAUUGGCAUUUUCCAAGGAAAAACUGUUUCAUUGAAAAUUUCCUGAUCAACUCUAAUAGAGUAAUUUGUAACAGCCCAGAAGUGAAUUAUGCAAAAGAAAUUGUCAAAUAAAAGCUUUAAGAAUAGGUUUUGUAGUUUAUUUUAUUCUCCCUGGUUUUUAAGGUUCGUUUGUAUUUAUUAUUUCAGGUUUCCCAAGGCCUUGGGGAAGGGCCUUCCCUUCAAAUAUCUAUUUUUUAUCACUUGUAAAGCUGCUUGAGAAGCUUGCCAGUGAUCACCAUCUUCCCCCAGACUCUGAUCAUGACCUUCCAUGCCAUGCUGUAGACUUCCCCUCCUUACCAUUCUGAAUUAAAGUGCAGAUUGAUGAGGUGGUUGUUUUUCACUUACCUAAACAGCAGUAUCUGCUUUGUAGAAGGAUGCUGAGAAGGCUGGAGGGCCCAAAAUACGGCAGCCCUUUCUGUCCCCCAGCUGCGCAACAGAGAUGAUGUCAUCCUUGCCCUUUUCAAAUGGAUCCCUGAUACAGAAGAGACCACUAGUCUCUAAAACUGUCACCAGUCUUGUUUCAAUGUCUUCAGAAGCUUCACCUAUAAUGGGAUUGAACCUAGGUAUUUAUACUGCACCCACAACCAUAGACCCACACAGGAAUCUGAAUUUAUAAUUCACCCAACCUUCCUGUCACCAUUAGGGUGGAGUAAAACAGCAUGCUUGGAUCUGGGCUGCACUUCUGGAGGUCGUCUUACAGCAGUAAGCCAGAGGUAGAGCACUAGGCGGCAGUGCAGCCAUGUAAUGACUGCCCACCAGCUACUUUCUGGGGAGGGCUGGCUGAGCUACUUCACUCUUGAGAAAGAGACUAAAGUCUUUGCCCAGGUUUAGUCUUAAUCUGUCUUGGCCCCUUCUCUACCCCCACUUGCAGAGGAAAGAAAAACGGAGGCCACCUCUGGAAGCUAUUCAGUUUUUAUAGCAUCAUUCCCUUGAACACAUUUUGUUUCCUCCUUAUUGAGAACUGUUUAUUUGCUGCUGUUAGAUAGGCAGCAUGCGGUGCACCAGACACUGUUUGUUUUUGUUUUUGUUUUUGUUUUGUUUUGUUUUUUAAAUGGCUCCACAAAAACAGUGGCUAUUUUCCUCACCAUUCUUCUCUGGUGAAAUAAUGAUUUGAAAUUGAAAGCUGCUGGUCCUGACCCCUUGAUUUUUCAUCACAGUUUUUCUUUCUCCCUCGCUCUGCUCCUUUUUUCACAGAUGCAGAAUGUGAACCCACUAGUGUUGCAUCGAACCUGCAAUGUUGGAGUUUGAAAUGAGGCAAAAUGAGUUUGCCUAUUCCUUCUUAAUGGAUUUGUGGCCUGCUGCAGUAUUGAAUAGUGCCUUAAAACAAUGUGAAAACAGUUUUAAAAAAUGCAGUGAAUAAAAUACGUGAGGCAAGAUCACAUAAACAGACACAGCAAAAUUGUCCAAAGACUUUUUCAAAUAAAUAAAUGCAUCUUGCAUUAAAUCAAUUUGAAGAGUUGGAUCUUGUUCCUAGUGAUUGGGGUCCACAUCAUAUAAACCACUGUCACAUUUGGCACUAAGUGUUCCCUUCGCCAGCAGUCUCAGCUGAGAGACCAAGGACUAAAUGGGCCAUGAAGACGGAACUGUAAUCUCACUCAAGAGCCCUCUGGGAUAAGGCUGAGGCACAGUGCUUGGGAGAAAGUGGUAGGGAAGUUUGUAUUGCUGCUGCCCGGGUGAUCCCUGCUUGGUGGAUACAGAAAGGAUGUCGGUCAUUAGGGCUGUCCAUCUGUUACGUUUCAGUGGUGCGCAAAUUCUUUGUCUGUUUAUGCCUCUCCCAAACCAGUGCUAGUCGAUGAAACUUAAGUAUAGAGGGAGGAGUUUUGAAACCUGUGAUCACAGAGGAUCAUUUACCCAGGGUACCUAGCCUACUCUAGAAAUAACAGCCUUCCAGACCAAGAAUCUGCUUCUCCUGGUCAUAGGAGGCAAAAUACAAUACAGGUUGUCAUAAACGGAGAAAGGGAUGUGGCUGGGCAAAAGGCACUUAGUCAUUAACAAGAGCAUCCCGGUUGUUUGGGGGCCUGUGUAUUUUGUU